UUCGCUCACAUUGUGCAAUUUAUCUAUAGAGAAUUUAUUCGAUAAAUUACGUGUUUUGUAUAUUAAUUACAAAUUUAUACGUUGUACUUUCAAAGCAAAAUUUCAUCCAGGUGUGUGCGUAAUCUUAUCCAACAUGCGUUUAGUUGAUUCAAAGAAGUUAUUUGAACUUCAAAACAAACCUACAAAUAUUCGAAAUAUUUGUAUUGUGGCACACGUGGACCAUGGGAAAACAACUCUAGCUGAUGCCUUAAUAUCCAGCAAUGGCAUUAUAUCCCAGAGGAUGUCAGGAAAGCUUCGUUACAUGGACAGCAGGCCAGACGAACAAGAGAGAGGAAUUACUAUGAAAAGCAGCAGUAUAGCGUUGUAUCAUGCUGUGGAUCAGGCAGAAUAUCUUGUAAACUUAAUCGACUCUCCAGGACACAUUGAUUUCUCAAACGAAGUGUCUACGGCAGUCAGAUUAUGCGAUGGCGCCAUUGUAGUUGUAGAUGUUGUUGAAGGAGUAUGCCCACAAACAAGAUUGGUAUUAAAGCAAGCAUAUUCAGAAAACAUUCGGCCAGUAUUGGUUCUUAAUAAAAUUGACAGACUGAUUGUGGAAAUGAAAAUGACAGCGCUGGAUGCAUAUGUUCAUAUAAACCAAGUGCUGGAGCAAAUUAAUGCAGUAAUGGGUGAGCUGUUUGCUUCUGGAGUAUUGGAAAAUGAAGAAAACACAAUUGAUAAGCAGCAACAAAAGCCUCCACAUAAAGAAGAUCAAAACUUCUAUGAUUGGACUUCAGCAUUAGAAGACGCAGAUGAUUCAAACCUCUAUUUCUCCCCGGAUCAAGGAAAUGUUGUGUUUGCAAGUGCAAUCGAUGGUUGGGGUUUUACAACUCAUACUUUUGCCAAACUUUUCUCUGAAAAAUUAGGUGUUAAAGAAGAAUUAUUAAAAAAAGUUUUAUGGGGAGAUUUUUAUUUGAACUCCAAAACAAAAAGAUUCAUGAAAGGUGCUCAGGAGAAGGCCAAAAAACCACUUUUUGUACAAGUUAUUUUUGAUAAUCUAUGGAAUAUUUAUGAAACUAUCAUCUUGAGAAAUGAUAAAGAGAAGGUGCCAGUUAUAUGUGAUAAACUUGGUAUAAAAUUAACAGCGAGAGAUUUACGACAUACGGAUAGUAGAGUUCAAUUGCAAUCGCUUAUGAUGCAAUGGCUACCGUUGUCACAAACAGUUCUUGAUAUGGUAUGUGUAAAACUACCUUCGCCAAAAGACAUUUUGCCAGAAAAAGUUGAGAAACUCAUGUGCUCACGUAUACGCGAUUUUGAGUCUUAUCUCGAUGAAACUAAGAAACUAAAAGAUGACUUCCUAGCCUGUGAUAGUAGCAACAAUAGACCGUUAAUUAUUUUUAUAUCUAAAAUGUUUAGUAUUGAACGAAGCUCUCUACCGGAGAAUAAGCCAAAAGCGUUGACAGCUGAAGAAAUGGCAUUGAGAAGAGAAAAAGCGAGACAGAUGCGUGAAGAAUUAAAAAAUAGUGCGAAUACAGAAGCCAUUCCAAUGACUAAAGAAAUGGCUAGUGAUAGUCCAGAAAAAUGUACUGAAGACGAGAAAGGGAAGGAAGAUGGAGAAAAGGAAGAACAGAGCGAGACAGCAUUCAUUGCUUUUGCCAGAAUAUUUAGUGGUAAAGUUAGAAAAGGGGAUAAAGUUUAUGUGUUGGGACCGAAACAUGAUCCAUCGCAAGCUCUGAGUAUACCAGAUUUUAAAGUGGAUCCUAAUAAGAAACUAAAGGACUUACUUAGUAAUGAACAUAUUACUUGUACAGAGAUAAAAUCUUUGUACAUUUUAAUGGGCAGAGAACUAGAAGAGAUUGAUGAAGCAGUCAGUGGAAAUAUAAUUGGUAUUGGAGGUUUAGAAGAGCAUGUACUUAAAACGGCUAUCUUAAGUAGUACCCUCGCUUGUCCGCCGUUUAGUGAGAUUCAAUAUGCCGCAGUUCCCAUAUUAAGGGUGGCUGUUGAACCAACGCAUCCCUCGGAUUUGUCUCAAUUAGUUAAAGGAUUAAAACUAUUAAACCAGUCGGACUCAUGUGUCCAAGUACUGUUACAAGAAACUGGAGAACAUGUAUUGGUGACUGCGGGUGAAGUUCACUUGCAGAGGUGUCUUGAAGAUCUUAAAAAUAUUUACGCAAAAAUACCAAUAUCAGUGUCGGAACCGAUAGUACCAUUCAAGGAAACUAUAAUAGAACCGCCAAAAAUUGAUAUGGCCAAUGAAGAAAUAGACGCGCAAAAUUUAGAUAAAGGAAACGAUAACGAGCAAGAUCCCGUCAUCACUAUUUAUACGAAUAACAAACAAAGUCGAAUUAAAAUCAGAGCCAAACCCUUGCCAAAUGAAAUUACAGAUCUAUUAGAAAAAUCGUCCGACUUGCUAAAAGCAAUUUCACAGCAUAUUAAAACGCUGCAAGGCAUAUCAAACGAGAGAUUAGAAAAUAAAUUAGAUGAUCUACAAAUCAAUGGCGAAACGAAAUAUCAGCUAUCGGACAGAAUGCUGAAAUUGGUAGAAACGUUUAUAAGUGAAUUGCAGAGUAUAUGCACGAAGUUAGGGCCGGAAUGGCAGGAUGUGGUCAAGCAAAUUUGGUCUGUAGGUCCUAGGAAUUGUGGGCCAAAUUUGUUGUUGAAUCAAACGGCUGAUUAUGAGACUAAGUUUUUACAUCAUCAGAAGGUUAUUUUAGAAGAUGCAAGGUUUGAAUAUGAGAGUAGUUUCGUGAAUGGUUUUCAAUUGGCGACUUUGGCUGGUCCGUUGUGUGAGGAGCCAAUGAUGGGUGUGGCGUUUUGUGUGGAAGAAUGGACCUUGGAAAAGAAUGAGAGUGAUGAUUCGACGCAUUCCUUUGGACCUUUGUCAGGUCAAAUAAUGUCAGCAGUGAAGGAAGGUUGCAGGAGAGCCUUCCAAGUGCAGCCGCAAAGGCUCAUGGCGGCUAUGUACUCUUGCGAUAUCGUCGUCGACCAGAAAGUGUUAGGUAAGCUGUACGCAGCGCUAGGGAAGCGCAGCGGGCGCGUGGUAGCCAGUGACCUGCAGAGCGGCUCGGCGUCGUUCCGCGUGCGCGCGCUCAUGCCCGUCGCGGAGAGCUUUCGGUUUGCGCUCGAGCUGCGCACGCACACCUCCGGGCUGGCCGCGCCGCAAAUGAUGUUCAGUCACUGGGAGGUAAUCGACAUAGACCCAUUCUGGCGUCCCCGCACGGAAGAGGAGUACCUACACUGGGGCGAGAAGUGGGACGGCGUGAACCGAGCCAAAGCGUACAUGGACGCCGUGCGCACGCGCAAGGGACUCGCCACAGACAGGCAGCUGGUCACACACGCGGAGAAACAGAGGACCUUGUCUAAGAAGAAGUAAUAUCGAACACCCAAUGAUGGAAUAAUAACUUGGAGAGAACAGUAUAAGUAUGAUUAUGAGUAGAGAACUUUGUCUGAAAAUUGAACUCGAAGAGAACCCAAUGAUGGAAAAGUAAUUAUGAGAAAAAUAACAUUGUUAAGAAGUAACUUGAAGAGUAAACUGAGAAUAAGAAAAAAGGUGUAGAUAGGUUGUGCUCCAGGAGUGGCAUGUAUAAAUUUCAAUUAGCCAGAAUUUACUUCAGUUCAUUUUUUAUUAUUUUUAAACACAAACACAGAUACAAGAAUGAUGCUUAUGUAGCACAAUUGGCGGCCUUAUCACUAAGCAGUAAUCUCUGCCAGGCAACCAUUUCAUUAUUUUUCGCUUACGAUAGUUAUGAUUUAUGAUAUAAGUUAAGAGAGGCAGAUAUAGUGCCAUCUUAUUUUGACGUCUAAUCGUAUGUGCGCUAUUGUGUGUUUUUGAAGAUCGACUGUUAUGUUGGCAAUCUAUCUACACCUUUUUAAUAAUAAUAUCGUUGCAGUAACCCCCAAAAUUAUUGACGAGUUGAAGCCAUUACUGUUAGUGUACUUCCACUUGUUUUUUGUAGAAUAAACGUAAUGAGAAUCAUAAUUCAAGCAUUUUUAUGAGGUUAAAAUUUUAUACUGAAAAGUAUUUUAUUUAAUAAUUUAUUAAAUGUAUAAAUGUGUAAUUGUUCAAUAAAAUAUAUUUGUUCCAA
Messenger RNA from Colias croceus (clouded yellow), 4061 nucleotides. RefSeq names its product elongation factor-like GTPase 1. Gene Ontology annotation, cellular component: cytosol; ribonucleoprotein complex. Gene Ontology annotation, molecular function: GTPase activity; GTP binding; ribosome binding. The transcript is spliced from 11 exons. The record is from RefSeq and is a predicted model, not a curated record. Gene Ontology annotation, biological process: cytosolic ribosome assembly. Lineage: Eukaryota; Metazoa; Arthropoda; Insecta; Lepidoptera; Pieridae. The coding region runs from base 134 to 3349 and encodes 1071 amino acids.